Molecule: messenger RNA, 1530 nt
Organism: Oncorhynchus keta (chum salmon)
Lineage: Eukaryota; Metazoa; Chordata; Actinopteri; Salmoniformes; Salmonidae
Product: FH1/FH2 domain-containing protein 3-like
Exons: 10
Coding region: 254-1213 (319 amino acids)
Biological process (GO): cortical actin cytoskeleton organization; actin filament network formation
Cellular component (GO): cytoskeleton; cytoplasm
Molecular function (GO): actin filament binding
Source: RefSeq, a predicted model, not a curated record
UAGAGGGAAGAAGCCCAUCCUGAUCCUGAGAACUCAGCUAUCUGUCAGAGUCCACUCCAUUCUAGAGAAGCUGUACAACUCUCAUGGACCUGAGCUCCGGAGGUCCCUGUUCUCCCUCAAGCAGCUCUUCGAGGACGAUAAAGACCUGGUGCCAGAGUUCGUGAAUUCAGAAGGCUUGACAUGUUUCAUCAAGGUUGGAACGGAGGCAGACCACAACUAUCAGAACUACAUUCUCCGAGCCCUCAGUCAGAUCAUGCUGUUUGUAGAUGGGAUGAACGGUGUGAUCGACCACAAUGACACUGUUCAGUGGCUCUACACUCUCAGUGGCAGUCUGUCUCGUCUGGUGGUGAAGACCGCUCUGAAGCUCCUGAUAGUGUUUGUAGAGUACACAGAGUUGAACAGUCCUCUACUUAUCCAGGCUGUCAACACUGUGGAUGGCAAGAGAGGCACACACACACACACACACACACACACACACACACACACACACACACACACACACACACACAGUGCUGUUCUACUUAUCCAGGCUGUCAACACUGUGGAUGGCAAGAGAGGUGUGAAGCCGUGGUCAUACCUGACAGAGAUCCUGGAGGAGAAGAACGGAUCAGACACCGAGCUGUUCAUCUUAACCAUGAACCUCAUCAACAAGACCCUUGCAGCCCUCCCGGACCAGGACUCGUUCUAUGACGUGACCGAUUGUCUGGAACAGCAGGGAAUGGAACACAUUAUGCACAAACACAUGAGCAGCAAGGUCACCGAGCCAGACCUGAAACAGCAGUUCACCAUAUACGAGAGGGCUCUGAGGCACGAGGACGGAGAGAUGGAUGCCGCUCCUCACGUCAGGAAGGAGAGGAGGAAGGUGACAGCCGGCGAACAGGAAGGCAGGAGGAUCAGGAGAUCCUCGGCUCAGAACCUCCCCGACAUCCUCUCCUCCUCACCUACCACAUCCAACACUAUCUCUCCCUCCUCCUCUACUCUCUCCCCUUCCACCUCCUCUCCUUUCUCUCCCUCCUCCUCCACUCUCUCCCCUUCCACCUCCUCCCCUUUCUCUCCCUCCUCCUCCUCUCCCUCUAACAGUCCUACAGCCGGGCUGAGUAGGACCUCCUCCCCUCUCCCCUCCUCCUCUCGUAGUGCCUCACCCCUCACCCCAACUUCCAGCCCAUCAGAAUCUGGUUCUCAGAAGUCCUCUCCUCUACCGCCCCCGAGGUGACCAAUGGUACUGCAGCCCACCUGUCUCCCACUGAACAGGAGCCCAAGACAACGUCUAACCUGGGGCGGUCAUUCCUCAGUCACCACAUGUCUGCCUUGGGGAUCAGUAGGAGGUCACGGCUCUUUAACAAGGCUGGUUCCAUCUCUGAGGAACCUGCUCCUUCUGCCUCUCGAGCCGCAAGCAGCCCGUCUCCUACUGACUUGGCUGGCCCUGAGAAGCAACAGCAGCCCCAGACGGUCCCAGAGCGACACGGGAACAAGACCGAGAGGAACACCUUCAGGUGAGUUCUGAUACUGAACCUCUCAGAGACCGGGGGG